Rhizophagus irregularis DAOM 181602=DAOM 197198 is the source of this 1217-nucleotide messenger RNA. NCBI's taxonomy places the organism in Eukaryota, Fungi, Glomeromycota, Glomeromycetes, Glomerales, Glomeraceae. The record is from RefSeq and is a predicted model, not a curated record.
AAAAAAUCAAUUCCUAAACCUAUGAAAGUUACUUUAAAGAGGUUGAAUGGAUCGCAGAAUAUGUCUCCUGAAUAUUUAAAUGAGGUAAAUUUUAUAUCCAAAUAUAAUAAUAUGAUUAUAUGUAAUUCAUUCACUAAUUUUUUUUUCAAUAAAUCAUAGCUUAAAGUAUGUUGGAAUUUAUACAUCAAGUUAAAAGAAUCAUUAUUACCAUUUUAUGGAAUAACUAAGGACCCAGAGACUAAGGAAUUUAUGAUUAUUGAAAAAUAUGCAGGACAAGGAAAUUUAAGAAAUAUUCUUUCAAAUAACUUUAACAAGAUUUUAUGGAAAGAUAAAAUUGAAUUAUUAUGUUAUUUAGCAUUAAACCUUAAAAAUUUACAUGAAUUGGAAUAUUAUCAUAAAAAUAUUCAUAGUGGAAACAUCUUAUUUUACGAUCAUUAUUAUAAGAAAUCAUAUAUUUUAGAUUUUGGAUUAACUGGACCAGUAAAAGAACAAAAAGAUAAUGUAAUAUAUGGAGUAUUACCUUAUAUUGCUCCUGAAGUUUUAAAUGGGGAACCAUAUACAUCAUCAUCUGAUAUUUAUAGUUUUGGUGUAAUUAUGGCUGAAUUAUCAUCCGGAAAACCACCCUUUCAUGAUAGAAAACAUAAUGCUAAUUUAUCAUUAGAAAUAUGUAAUGGUCUUAGACCAGAAUUUGGAAAAGAAACUCCGGAAAUUUAUAAGAAAUUAGCUUAUAGAUGCAUGAAUGCUAAUUCAAAUCAAAGACCAAUAGCAACUCAAUUAUAUGAGAUACUGGAGAUUUGGAAAGAUUCUAUUAAUUGUAAAAAUUUUGGUUAUAAAAGGAAAGAAAUUAAAGCUAUAUUUGAAGAAGCUGAUAAAGGAAUACCGGACAUUUCAACCUCACAUAAGAAGGAUCCUGAUGCGGUAUAUACUAGUAGAACAUUUAAAUUUAGCAAUUUACCAAAACCUGUUAAUUUAUCUGUUAUUGCCUCAUAUCUUAAUGAUGAAGAAAAUUAUCAAAAUUGUCAUGUCAGCUAGUUAGUUGACUUAGCCACUUAGGUCAUAUACAAUUAUAAUAUAUUUAACUUAGUUUAUUGUUGUUAUAUAUGUUUUAAAGUAGUACAUUUUAUAUUAUUUGUUAUAAAUUUAUUUAAAUUUAUAGAUGUUUUUAGGUAAAUUAGUAUUUAUAUAUUAAUUUAUUGGCGAACUUGUUUAAUAAUUAU